Molecule: messenger RNA, 570 nt
Organism: Oryzias latipes (Japanese medaka)
Lineage: Eukaryota; Metazoa; Chordata; Actinopteri; Beloniformes; Adrianichthyidae
Product: cytochrome c oxidase subunit NDUFA4
Cellular component (GO): respiratory chain complex IV
Source: RefSeq, a predicted model, not a curated record
CAAUCAUUCCUCCUUGGCCUUCUUCCGCGAAAUCUCGCAGAUUACGCUGCGCAGCGUUUUGGUGUGUGAGGUUAUAAUCGGUUUAUUUCUACACAAACCAAUCUGUACGGGCAACAUAAUGCUCGUUACAAUCCGCAAACAGCUACGAAACCACCCGGCGCUGAUCCCCCUCUUCUUCUUCAUUGGGGGAGGCGCCGCCAUGUCCAUGCUGUACCUGGCUCGAUUGGGCUUGAGAAAUCCUGAUGUCAGUUGGGACCGCAAGAACAACCCCGAGCCUUGGAACAAACUCGGCCCGACUGAUCAGUACAAGUUCUUCGCUGUAAACAUGGACUACAGCAAACUGAAGAAAGACCGUCCCGACUUCUAAAGAUCAAACCUGCUGGACCAAAAGCGCAAGAAGAAAAUCCGCACAACCAUCUCCAUUGGGAAUUUUCAUUUGGGAGAGAUGCAGAUGCUAAAUCCGCACAUUUAUUUAAGUUUCCUCAUCGCACCUCAUCUCAUUACCAUUUAACUUUUUCUGUGUGCUUCAAUAAAAAAAGGAGUUUUCUCCUUCAUACAAGAAAAAAAAAA